This is a messenger RNA of Nematocida minor, 1563 nucleotides long. RefSeq lists its product as uncharacterized. The transcript has a single exon. The record is from RefSeq and is a predicted model, not a curated record. Lineage: Eukaryota; Fungi; Microsporidia. Bases 1 to 1563 code for a protein of 520 amino acids.
AUGAAAAAAGUUAAACUAAUAGUAAAUCUCAAAAAGCUGUUUGAAGCAUGCAACGCUAUCAUUGCGCCAGACUCAAAAGUAGUUCUUGAACAUGAGGGUUAUUUGGAAGAACUUAGCAUACUAAAGAAUAUAUUCAGUGGUGGCGGUCUAAAAAUCGAAAGUGAGCACUGUACCGAUAAAGAAAAGGAAGCUAUUCUGGAUAUAAUUAAGAAUAACAUUUAUAAAUACUAUACAUACAAUGGAUAUAGUAGUAUAGGCUGUCUAUAUGAAGCUUUAAAGUCCAAAGAUGAAGGAUUAAUUAAGCAUCAGUUUAUCGAUCUAAUCAAUGACAUUAUAAGACAAAACCCACUUAUAUACAACCCAGAGCAGGGAGUGCAUAUGCAGUUUGACAGAGACAAGGCGCUAGAAGAUGUACUCUUGCCUGAUAGAGACAUUGACCUAAGUACCAGGGAAUACACACUAGAGAUUGACGACUCAAAGUUCUUGAAUUUAGAAAGUUUACGAGACUCUGUCGUUGAGAGCCGAGACAGAAAAAUGCUCGAUUAUAUAACUAAAAAUUCUAUCGAAGACUCAAUGCAUAAAUUAAAUAUGGAUAUUUUUAAAAAAUACUCAUUCAAAAAAGAAUACUACACUCUAGACGAGCUGUACACUAAGAAAUACGAAAAUACUAAUGAGCUACUGAUAGACUACGGAUUGAAGCUUAUUCACGAAAAACAUUAUAAGAUUGCUGAGUUAAUCGAGCUGAUUAAAGAGAUAAAAAUUAUUUCAAAUAACCCGCAGGAUAUAGUUGAAGUAAUAUAUGAGCUAUUUACAGAAGAUGAACUGCUCUUAGCUAUUUCUAUUAAAGACAAUCUAAAAGAGAUUUCACACGAAAAAUACAUACACAACUAUAUAAUUAAUACAAUAGAAUAUGUAGCAAACAAAACUGACUUCUUAAAAGAAACAGAAGGAGGACCUAACAUUCUGAGACUGAAAGCAGGCUUAGAUAAUUUUUACAGAGACCAUGUAGCUAGAGACGAAGAUUUAAAGAAACUAGCAGAUGAAGAAAAUACUAGAUUAUAUAAUAAAAUAAACGAGAAAGGGAAAAUUUUAAGAGAAAAGAAAAUAGAGUAUGAUCAAGCAGUGAGAAAAAAUGAUAAAGAAAGUAUUACAAAAUUAAGUUGCUCUAUUAAUAAUCUGGAAAAUGACAUAUAUUUACUAAGAUAUGAUAAGAGAAGAGCAUUUUUAAAAUUGCUUAAUGUUAAUAUAAAGUUAUAUGAGUUAGAUGAAUUAAAGCCAAUUCAAGAAGAGCACAUACUCAAAGGGAUAAAAAAAUUUGGAAAAGCACGGAAAAUAGAAGUAGAUGGAUUAGAAGCACCGCAGGUAUUGGAAGUAUCUAAAGAAGAAGAGAUAAAAGAAGCACCGCAGAUAUUGGAAGUAUCUAAAGAGUCAGAAGAACUCAAAGAAAGAAAAAUAAUACAGAUGCAGAAAACUGUAAUUCUCAUGGUUUUUCUUAUAUCUCUUAUAAUAUCUAUAGUAUUUAUCAGUUCUUCUAGAAAUGUAGCGAAACUUUCUAAUAUCUAG